ACCCGGAAAUGCAAAUGAGACACGAUUAAGCAUGACCUCAUCUGACCUUCCAUGGAAAAGCAGCUGUGACAACUGACAAGGAGUGGCAAGUUUCAGAAAGUCGACGAGGAAUUGAAUUGAGGAGACCCGAAAUGCCUGGAAUUCAACUUCUGCGUCUCGAGGACGCUCAAGAUGAUUCACCUCAGGCACGAUCUUUGCUAAAGCUAUUUGAGACGGAUGCUGUACAGCUGAGUGGCUAUAUGAAGGGACUCUUAGAUGUUUGUAAAAAUGUUGUGGACUGCCAGAAUGCACUAAAAAAUGCUACUCAAGCACUUUCCACAAAGCUUGGAGAAUUUGAAUCAUGGAAGUUUGAGCUUGGAAGAGAUGACAGCAUUCUUGUGUCUACCCUGAAACAGUUUGCUGGUAAUGUUGACCAGGUUAGCACAAUGCACUCUACCCUUUCAUCAUCGCUAGAAGAUACUGUGUUACAUCCUCUAUCAAGGUUUAUGAACAGUGACAUUGCAGAGAUUAUGAGCAUGAGAGAACUCUACAAAACUAAUCAACAUGAUCAUGAGGGUGUUUUGUCAAAGUAUAGUAAGGUAUCUAAGAAGAGAGAACAUGAAACCAAACAGUGUAUUGAGAUGAAUGAUGAACUCUACGCAUGUAGAAAGAAACUACAACAGACAGCCAUGAACUACUAUACCGCCCUCAACCUGCUGCAGUACAAACGUACCACAGCUCUCCUGGAACCUAUGAUAGGUUAUCUUCAAGCUCACAUGGCCUUUGUUAAGAUGGGACCACAGAUGUUCACAAGACAAACUGAAGAAUAUCUCUCAGAUAUCAACACCAGUGUCCAGGGAGUCAUGACUGAAAUGAGCGUAACAUGUGAGAGGGCAAGAGAACAGGUUAGAGAGUUGGACACACAAAACCCAUACUACUAUGUGCCUGAGCCGACCCCUGACCUCCAAAUGCCCCCAAAGAUCAUCAACAGGAAGAGAUAUCAGAUAGGGGGUUAUCUCUGGAUUAGAUUGAAAUCAGGCCUAAGUCAUCGAUGGGAAAGACAAUACUUCUUCAUUCAAGGAAGUAAUCUAAUGAGUCAAGCAAAAAGUGAUAUUGGAGGUCAUCUUGUCAUAGACCUAGAAGGAUGUUUGGUGCAAACAUCGGAUGUUGAUGAUCGUCGAUUUGUCUUUCAUAUUCAAAAUAUACAGGAUCCUAAGAAGUCAGUCCAUCUUCAGACAAUGAGUACCCUUGAUAGAGAAGAGUGGAUUUGCACCAUCAGGAACAUCAACUCAGACUACAGUGCUGGAUCCGGGAGCAAUCGGGGUAGCAUUGUGAGUGAGGAUUCAGGAUCAGUGCCUGGGGUAAGCUCUGAUGGUAGUUCAUCAGGGAGUGUGACUGGGACUAGGUCAAAGAUCAGACCACUUCAACUUCAGAACAACUCAAAAGGAAUAAAUGAAGGACAGAGGUCGCGAUCAGGGAGUAAGGACGUCCCCUCGACCCCACCCCCUUCACCGUUUGACAGCAUGCUGCCGACCACACCCAUAUCAUUUGAUAUGAUCUCCCCAGCGGAACCAGUGCCCCCCUCCAUGGUCAAAGCCAGCCCCACCCAGAGGGACAAUCCACCAAGAAGGAUCAACCCUUUCAGUGAACCUGCUGGACAGAUAAGAGUGGAACAGAGUAAAUCCAGUAUCCCAGGAUUCCUUCAACAAUACGUGGUUCGCUUCCUUGGGUCAAUGGAGGUCAACCGAGACAAAGGCUUGGACGUACUUAUGCAGACAAUACGACACAUCAUGGCUGCCCGGGCAAUACACAAUAUUUUCCGAAUGACAGAAUGUAAUCUGAUCAUUACAAAUGACAGUAUAAGGUUAGAAGAUCCUAGUAAUAACUCGCUGAGGGCUUAUUUUCACUUAAAAAACAUCUCUUUUUGGGCUGCUCACCAGGAAAACAAAAGGUUACUGGCGUUUAUCACAAUAUCACGACCUGCCGACGUGGGUCGACCGACAUACACAUGUCAUGUGUUUGAGACGGACAGCGGGGGUGAGGAGAUCUGCCAGUCUUUGAGCAUGGCUGCAGAAAUCUGCUUCCAGGCCAUCCUGAAGAUGAGGACAUCUGGAGGGGCGGGAGACGGGUACGGAGGGGACAUGUCGUUGACCCCUAGCGGGCAGGUAACAGGAGGUCAUUAUGGGUCAUGAUGGACGCUGCUGCUCGUCUACAUUGUUUGCAUGAGUAGCUGAACAAGAAUAGAAAGCAUAGAACUUCCCAGCACAACAGAGGGCACCACGGCAUCCCCUCCUUCAUCACUACCCCCUUCCAUGGAUCCACCACACCCCAUCCACACCUCUCCCCCUCCCCCUGGUGAUGGUCUCACCCCACCCCUCUCGGCCUUGGAUCUCAACAGCAAUCAGAAUGCCAACAUUGCCAUGGCGAUCCCUGAUGCCAAUUUUCCAAUCAAUGUUGUGCUGAAUCUUGGAGGGACAACUUCCAAGGAAUCACAAGCUUAAUAAUAAACCUAGUAUUUGUUCCGUCUGCAUUAAAUGUACAUGUUUGUUUGUAUUAGAGAAACUAUAAUCAAACUUCAUUCACUAUGAUUUGUAUUGUUGUUUUGUUGAAGUACAUGUGCUAUAUAUGCUAUAAGUAUUAAGAGAAGUCAUCUUUAUUUCAAGGAGCCCAGUGGUAUGAUGCUAGGAUAAUGACAGGCCAAACAAGUCUUGGAUGGAUUUUAAAAAAAUCAUUGUUAUUAUUAAGUUAUUUUCUCACAUCUCAACUAUUUAGACAUGAAAGAUAUUGGAAAUGUUGUGUUUUUUCCAUUUAUUAUUUUUUUUUAUAUUUGGUCUAUUUUAUGUAGUGACAUAGCACCUGUUCCUUUGAUAAAUACUCCUAAUCUUAAUUCUUUAGAGAUGUAAUAGGAGUAAAUGAGAAGUAGGAUAAGGGUUUGAUUUGAGAUGAAGUUUCCAAUGUUUCAUCUAAGUAUCUGUCAACUGAGCAGAUGUCAUUGUCUUGAUUUAUGUCAUAUUAUAAAAUUAAACUCUUUUCUGCAUAAUAGGGUGACAAUUUUUUUUUUGUAUUUCAAAGUCAUAUUUUCAGGAAAGACAAAGAAAAUUGGUUGCCUUAACACUUUAAACAAUCAUACAUCUAUCCCUUUGACAUGUUUUUUCUUUUUAAUCAUUAUUUUUGAUAGAGAGCUAUGAUUUGGUCCACAGGAUAUUACUUAUUGUGUCAUUAAAAAAGUGAUUUCCCCAAAAAGUUUAUACACAAUGAUCAACUAAGUGUGUACUUCUAAAUGGAUAUAUUCAAUUCUUCUUCAAAUUUGUUAUGUUGUGGUUAGGAGUGUUUGCCUUUUUUAUUUGCCAGUAAAGAAUAGCUUUAAGUAUGAAUGUUAUUUCCUUCUCGGUCAAAAAUUCCUAAACUUGAUCAUUUUUUAAAAUGCUUUUUUCCUUCAUUUAAAGAGAUAAUAUAGUUUGGAAAGGAUAGAAAUUAAUAUUGUGAGAUUUUAAAUGCUUUUAAUGAUAUUCAAGGAGGCUAUUGUAGAAAAAUAAGCCAAAUUAUGCUAAUUAUUGAUCUUCAUAUGCCCUCAUAUUCAUUAAUUAUAUCAGCAAACAGAAGAAAGAAAAACAUCUAGUGAUCCUUUAUGUGUAAUCUCAUCUACAUGUAUGUUUUUCUGUGUGUGUGUCAAACUCGCCAGAGUUGAAUCAAUUUGUUCCCAUUUUAGUGAUUCCAAAACUUUAUAGCACAAACCACCAGUACUUUCCCAAUAUUUUGAGAUAGUUUUAUCCUUUAUUUAAAUUACAUAAGUUAGUUUAAUUUAACUAUCCGUAAACCAUAAAAGUUUUCAUUUUCUUAUAAAGAAACUACUAAAUCAUGGCAAAAAGAAGGACCUUCUUCUAGGGAGCUGAUGAAAUAUUUGUACAGACAGGGUAUAAAAUGAAAUUAUACCUUGAAAAUUCUGCCUUAAAAUCUUAUCAGGGUUUUUCUAUUUUGAUGACUGACAUUGAUAUAAUUUUCAUUAUGGAAAUAUUUUUCUGUAACAGUACCUAUGUUCCAUAGGCCACCUGCUUGAAGUCUACAUAUUUUUUCAUAUUCCUGAAAUAGUCUUAAUGAUAGAUGAGAAUGUUUGUCUCCUCACAUCUUUCAGAUUUUACUGUCAAACGUUGAUCCAAGAUGUAAAAAAAAGAUUGCCUAAAAUUUUUUGGUUUCACACUUUUAUGCUGUCCAUGCUUACAUAACACUUCAUAUACUUAUAGGGGUAGGAGAGGGGGGAAAAAGUAUAUCCAGGGAUGCUUGCAUAUUUUAGUAUUUUGGCAUAGUUCAAUAUAUGUCUCCAUAUUCAACCAAUCAGAUUACCUGAUCAUUGUACUUAGUAUGGUCAUGGAAAUGAUUUUUAAAUCAGGUUCCACUAUUGCCUUUAAAAAAAGUGUGAAUACAGUUACUAUCUGAUUUAGUUUUUGUCAACAAUGUCUCACAAAAGGUCAUACCAGUUUGCAGAGUACACUUGAAUGAGAAACAGAACUGGUGCUGAUAAGAAAAGAUGAAACUUUUGUUUUUAUCUGAAUGGUUAUAAUUACGUAUUAAUUAUCAUCCAUGGGGGAGGGGGUGAAAUUUGGGCCCCAUAAAACAAAGCUAAGUAACUGAUUGUACAUCUUAUUUGUGUGAUUGAUUGCACAUAAUUAUCAGUGCAAUCCAUCGUUAAAAAAUCAGCACUGCAAUCAAUAAGUUUUGUGAUAUGGGGUAUCGAUUGCUUUAGCUCUAUCAACAGUUGUGCCUUUUCAUAUUCAUAACAGUACAUAGUGCUCAAAAGGCCAGCUGUGAAAUAACUGUAAAUAAUGAUUACUAAUUUUUAUGUAUGUGAAAUUUAUGUUAAAUUCUAUGGUGGUUGUAGCCAUUUUGUACAGUGUAAGGUAAAAUUAAUAUAAUCCAUGUCACAUAAUCAUUUUAUGCAAGAUGUUAUAAACAUUUAAUACUUGCUGAAAAUUCUAUGAUAUCAGCCUAAUUUGUACUCUGUCACAAAUUUUUAUUUUAUUUUGUUGCAAAUAUUGCUUUGGUACAGAAAGUGCUCCAUAAGAAUUAUUUUUUAAUGCGAUACAAAAAAUAUCACAAUUAUUAAUUUGCGACCUAUAUAUUUACAUCAUUUUCCUCUUUGACAGAGAAUAUCAUUGUAGAGUAAUUUCAUGCGAUAGGUGUUCUAGUCCACACAUUUAAAUAGAGAAUAUCAUUGGAGAGUAAUUUGAACUAUUGUGAUACAUCAUUCAUAGGUGUUCUAGUCCACACAUUUAACCAACCACUUAUUCAAUGGGAUGUAAGUAUACACUAUUACUGUACCAGAUACAAAGAAAUGGUGAAAUUAUAUUCAGCUGUUGAUAAGUGCAUGCAUGCAUAAACAGCAUUUUUGUAAUAUUUUUAUCACUGCUGGGACCCGUUGCAGAAAGAGUUGCAAUCAAUUGCAACUCUAAAAAUCAUGCUCAACUUGAUUUUCAACCAAUCAACAGCGCGCAUUUGGGACUUGCGAUUGAUUUUUUGACUUGCGUUUAAACGCAACUCUUUCUGCAACGGGCCCCAGAUGGGACAAGACAACCCUCUCCCAUAGGAUCCUGUACUAAAUAAAAUUUGUGGGUAGCACCCCGCUAUUGUUGCCCAUGGCUGCAUGAGCAACAAUAUCAUGACCGCUGCGUCUACCACAGAUAUUUACUCACAUAGUAGCAUUUAAAGUUAUUGUCAACAUAUUUAUAUAUUGUUUUGAUAAUUUGAUAUUGAAUAUUGAAAAAAUAUAUUUGAAAAACGUAAUCUUAUGAGUUUUCAUUUUAAAUUUCUUGUCAUUUAAAGUUUCAGAUUAUGUGUACUAUACAAAAAGGAACGUAAUUUACUGAAUU
Molecule: messenger RNA, 5843 nt
Organism: Lytechinus pictus (painted urchin)
Lineage: Eukaryota; Metazoa; Echinodermata; Echinoidea; Temnopleuroida; Toxopneustidae
Product: DCC-interacting protein 13-alpha-like
Exons: 17
Coding region: 132-2171 (679 amino acids)
Biological process (GO): signaling
Cellular component (GO): cytoplasm; endosome membrane
Molecular function (GO): protein binding
Source: RefSeq, a predicted model, not a curated record